GGUGUCUUUGGAGCUGAAUGAGCGUUGGAGCUCUGGAGCAGCGGUUGCUGUCGGUGCCGGACGCCAUCGUCGCCUUCCUGGAGGACGCUGCCCAGAGAGGCCUUGCAGGCUCAGCGCAGCUCUCGGAGUCCAAGCGUGCUCCCAGCGCCCUCUGGCACAGUCACUUACCAAGUAAGAUGGAGGAGAUUUCGUUGGCCAACCUAGAUAUUAGCGAGCUGGAAGCCAUCGCCCAGGAGAUCUAUGUAGACCUGAUAGAUGAUUCCUGCCUGGGAUUCUGCUUUGAGGUGCACCGGGCAGUCAAAUGUGGCUACUACUACCCGGAGUUUGCAGACACUGGUAGUGUGAAGGAUUUUGGCACUCAGCCAGUGCAAGACAAAGGAGCAUGCGGCCUCGGGCUUUGUUCCCUCCCUGGAGAACCUGGAAAUGAGCCCCAGAUGGAGAUGCAGCGUUCACCUCCAGAAUUCCAGUAGUCACCAUAUGAGUGAGGGCAACCAGUGACCAGGACAAUAAUAUAGACUGGUCCUGUAGCUUGGAGGAAUAAACUAAAUUGGAGAGAAAAUAAAUAAAGGAAAAACACACAAAAGUCCCAUUUUCCCUUUAACGAUCUUAGCAUUAAAAUACAAAAACAAGAAGACACAAACAAAACAAACAAACAAAAAAAAAAAACUAACCCAAAGAGGAGAAUUUAGGAAUCCGGGUACCAUUUGAAAGGGUAUCCAGUGCCGGCUCUGAAAUCCUGGUCCAGAGGCAUCAUGCUGUAUUUUGAGCUCUAUAAAUACACGUGGGUGUACAAGAUCCCUGAACUGCCCUCAGUACACAGGUGAGCAGCUGCAUACCCAGCCUAGAAAGUCUUUUGUUUCUCAGAUUUUGCAUCUGCUUGAUGUCAAGGGCCUCCUGCGAAGUUUUGGAUGCUGUUGAUGGUCAGGCCAUGAUCAGUGCCCUUCAGUGGACUGCUCCUCUGAUUCCUAAGCCUCCAAUUGGGCCUCUUUGAUACAAAUAGAAGUCAGGUGUGAGACUUAAAUACUAAAAAUAUUAAUUCCCGUUUGAAUUUGGAGGGAAGCCCUUGUGCCUUUGUCUAUAAGAAGUUCAGAAUCACCUGUUUUCCAAAAGUCCAGCAUUUUGUGGGGACAAAGCCUUGCCUGUGACUCAUCAAAAGGACCCAUCUUUCCAUCCACGGAGUGGCAAAGGUUUGGCGAAGGACAAGGCAGUUUAUAAACAGCUGCUGCUAUGAGGAUGACGUUCACCUCCAUGACUGCGUAUCAUCUCCACCUGGAAGACUCAUGUCUUGAAUUAUACACUGUGGACAUAAGUUUGACGGGACAGUCUUUUCCUACUUUUUGAGUGACUGGCCAUGUAACCAGACCCUGGGUCUGACUUGAUCACUAUGACGGGUCACUGUCCUCCAGUGGUACCACUGAACUACAGAAGGACAUCAUGGCUGAGCAGGAGGCUGUGUGAAAACUGAGCCAGGAGGGAACUUUUUUUUCCAUCUGCCUUCAAUAAUGUGAAUGAGUUUAAUGCUAAGAGCCCUGAAAGAUGCCUGGUUUACCUGGUAUGGUUGCAGAAUCCCUUCUUCAGUUGGGCAGUCAGCCCUCUGCUAUGGUGAUUAAGACUGUCUCUACCAUCUCUGCCCUCACAAAUGGCAGUUCCUCACCUGGUCCUCAGGACCUCCUUACAGCAGAGCUGGAUUUUUCUUGUUGGAAAGUUGGGGAUUUCCUGACUUUGGAGGCAGGAUCAGAAAUAAACGGGAAGUGAGUGGCCUAUCAAAA
This is a messenger RNA of Mastomys coucha (southern multimammate mouse), 1769 nucleotides long. Its product is annotated as ataxin-7-like protein 3B. Bases 18 to 470 code for a protein of 150 amino acids. The transcript has a single exon. The record is from RefSeq and is a predicted model, not a curated record. Gene Ontology annotation, biological process: regulation of gene expression. NCBI's taxonomy places the organism in Eukaryota, Metazoa, Chordata, Mammalia, Rodentia, Muridae.